Messenger RNA from Gongylonema pulchrum, 237 nucleotides. NCBI's taxonomy places the organism in Eukaryota, Metazoa, Nematoda, Chromadorea, Rhabditida, Gongylonematidae. The record is from the annotation of a GenBank genome assembly.
AUGCCAAUAAUUUGCAUAUAUUGUAUUUCAGACGCAUGUGACAUGUACAUGCUGGUUGAGGGCGAUACAGACGAAGAGGGUUUGAUUCCGAUUGAUGGUGGACCAGUGAUAAAGUCCGGUGAUCAAUAUGCGGAACACAGCACAACGCCGUACAUGAUCAACAGUCAAACAUAUAGUUACAAGAAGAUUUCAGCCAUAGCUUGUGGCCAGUGCCCCAUUUAUAGGCUCAGUUGUUAG